CUGGGGGCUCCCGGCGCGGGUGCGAGCCCCCACCCUGCGGGGGACCCCCAGACCCUGCCCGGUGACCCGCCAGCCCCUCGAGGAUGAAGACGCUGGUCCGGCUCUUCCUCACACUGGUGUGCGCAGCGGUGGUGGCGGUGCUGUACAUCCUGCUGUCCUCCCUCGCCCGCCCGCAGCCCUGCUGCGGGGCCCCGGGGCAGCAGGGCAGCCCCGCGGCAUCCACCCUCCGUAGCUUCCAGGGAUACAGCCGCGUUCCCGACGGGAAGCCGCUGGAGCGAGCGCUGUGCCGCCACUGCGCCGUGGUGUCCAGCUCGGGGCAGAUGCUGGGCUCCCACCUGGGACAGGCCAUCGACGGGCAGGAGUGUGUCCUGCGCAUGAACCACGCCCCCACUGCCGGCUACGAGGAGGAUGUGGGGGCGCGGAACACCAUCCGGGUGGUCUCGCACACCAGUGUCCCACUGCUGCUGAGGAACCAGCCCUACUUCUUCCAGCAGUCCCAGGAGACCCUCUACAUCAUUUGGGGGCCAGCAAAGAAGCUGAACAGGGAGAAGGUGGGCUCGACCUACCAGGCGCUGCUGAAGGUGACGCAGACGUACCCCCAGCUGCAGAUCUACACCCUGACUGAGGAGAAGAUGACAUACUGUGACAACGUCUUCCAGAACGAGACAGGGAAGAACAGGAUGAAAUCUGGCUCCUUCCUGAGCACGGGCUGGUUCACCAUGAUCCUGGCCAUGGAGCUGUGUGAGCAGAUCCGUGUCUUCGGCAUGGUCAGCGACAGCUACUGCAGGGAGAAGAACCACUCCAGUGUGCCAUACCACUACUUCGAGAAAGGACGGCUGGAUGAGUGCAAGAUGUACCUGAUGCAUGAGCGCGCCCGGCGCGCCGGGCACCGCUUCAUCACCGAGAAGGCCAUCUUCUCCCGCUGGGCCAAGAGGAGGAACAUAGUCUUCACUCACCCGUCCUGGGCGGGCGGGUAGGGCGCCAGCCACGAGUUGAGGCAGCAGGGACCCCGGCGGCGGGGCAGUUCUCAUCCUGCACCAGCGUGUCUCGGCUCUGCCAGUGCCACAGUUGAACACCUUUUGCCAAGCCCUGGAGCAGGGAUUCUCCAUCUCUGCAGCGGCAGGGCCUGUUCCCCCAGCUGGUGGGUGGGCUGGGACCCCCCAUGUUGGUGCGUGGGGAGUGUGAGCUGGAUCCAUGGAGCCCCAUGGAGCUCCAGACGUCUGCCUGUAUGGACGCAGGAUGACCACGAAGGUUUUCUGCCCAGUCUUCUAGGAAGAAUAUUUAAUGCAGAAUAAACAUUUACCCUGCUGGGCUCUAGCAGGACAUGGGGCAGGAGAACUCAGCCCUGCCAGGGCCACAAAGUGGUGCCUCUCCCAGAGGUGAAGCUCUACUGUGGUCCUUGUUCCACUUGUGCCCUGAAACCCAGUGCAGGGAGCUGAAUUCAGGCUCCCUCAUCCUGCUGCCUUCUGCUGCUCAGUGCUUGGGCAGGUCCCUGCAGCCCCCUACAUCCCCCAUCUGAGAAGCCCUGGAGCCACAUGUGCCCUGGGGGCUCCAAAUUGCCUUGUCACAAGUGCCCUUGGAUUCAGACCAAAGCAAACGUGGCUAUUAAAAGUGUUUUUAAUUCA
Empidonax traillii (willow flycatcher) is the source of this 1625-nucleotide messenger RNA. It is a transcript of the gene ST6GALNAC4, whose product is annotated as ST6 N-acetylgalactosaminide alpha-2,6-sialyltransferase 4. The transcript has 6 exons. Lineage: Eukaryota; Metazoa; Chordata; Aves; Passeriformes; Tyrannidae. Gene Ontology annotation, biological process: ganglioside biosynthetic process; oligosaccharide metabolic process. Bases 84 to 977 code for a protein of 297 amino acids. The record is from RefSeq and is a predicted model, not a curated record. Gene Ontology annotation, molecular function: alpha-N-acetylgalactosaminide alpha-2,6-sialyltransferase activity.